Messenger RNA from Carlito syrichta (Philippine tarsier), 635 nucleotides. It is a transcript of the gene MYL4, whose product is annotated as myosin light chain 4. Gene Ontology annotation, cellular component: myosin II complex. NCBI's taxonomy places the organism in Eukaryota, Metazoa, Chordata, Mammalia, Primates, Tarsiidae. Gene Ontology annotation, molecular function: calcium ion binding. The record is from RefSeq and is a predicted model, not a curated record. The transcript is spliced from 4 exons. The coding region runs from base 30 to 635 and encodes 201 amino acids.
UCGCCUCUGCCCCAGAGCCCGCGGACAGCAUGGCUCCCAAGAAGCCCGAGCCCAAGAAGGAGGCAGCCAAGCCGGCCCCCGCACCGGCCCCUGCGCCGGCCCCAGCCCCCGAGGCCCCCAAGGAGCCUGCCUUUGACCCCAAGAGCGUAAAGAUAGACUUCACCACGGACCAGAUCGAAGAGUUCAAGGAGGCCUUCUCACUGUUUGACCGGACCCCGACGGGAGAGAUGAAGAUCACCUACGGGCAAUGCGGGGACGUGCUGCGGGCGCUGGGCCAGAACCCCACCAACGCCGAGGUGCUGCGCGUCCUGGGCAAGCCCAAGCCCGAAGAGAUGAGCGCCAAGAUGCUGGACUUCGAGACGUUCCUGCCCAUCCUGCAGCACAUCUCCCGCAAUAAGGAGCAGGGCACCUACGAGGACUUCGUGGAGGGGCUGCGCGUCUUCGACAAGGAGAGCAACGGCACGGUCAUGGGCGCCGAGCUCCGGCAUGUCCUCGCCACCUUGGGUGCGCGGCUGGCCGGGGGGCUGUUGGGAGCUGGAGGGUGGGUGCCGCGGCAGGUGGAGGGCCCAGUGGAGGGUCCUUGGGGACCACGUCCCGACCCAGGCCCUGAGGCCUUGGGUGCACGGCUUGAGUGA